AUGCCUGAACUUACAUACUCUUCUGAUCUCACGAAGUCCUUCACGGCUGCUAACGCUUUCAACUUUCCCGAUCAACAAUCUGUCUACUUCAACUGCCAAGUGAGAAUCUGCUACAAGCUAGACGAAGGAUGCAAUGACAUUACGCCUCCCCGCUGUGGUAUACUCCCAUCGCAGGAUGAAACCCUGGCUCAUGAUCUCGACAAUGAUCAGCUGAUUACGUCAUCGACGGAAUCGACGACAACUAGCACAUCUACAACAUCUACCACUACUAGCACAUACACAACAUCAACUAGCACUGAGGCUCCAGAGACGACAACUACUUUCCCUACGACAACUACUGUAUACACUACCGUAACAGAAUUGACAUCUACUACCGGUAGGAUGUGUCUUACUUGUUUUAUAGAAAAGAGUUCGAAUUAUGAGAUUACAGCAGCACCGACGACAUUUGCCACGACUCUGAAUGCUACUGGAUUCCCAACUCCCGCAUCGCUACGCAGUUUUAUGAAAGAUGCCGGUUUUAGUGAUACUAUGAUAGCAUCACUGGAAGAUGGUGAUGUCACAGAAGGAUCUGGGUUCGAAAUUGCUCGGGCAACUCCUGUCUCACUUAUCCGGGCAGGUCACAUUCCUACACAUCCUGGUGAGAGUGUAGAAAAUGAUGUGGUACAGUUGAAACGAGAGAUG
Cylicostephanus goldi is the source of this 681-nucleotide messenger RNA. Lineage: Eukaryota; Metazoa; Nematoda; Chromadorea; Rhabditida; Strongylidae. The record is from the annotation of a GenBank genome assembly.